AUGGCAAUGUACGCUUUCCUGCGAGCAGCUGUGGCACUUGCCACCGUGGCUGGUAGAACGGCGCCAAAGAACAUCGUUGUUGUAGGAGGCAUCAUGAAGAGCCACCAACUGGCAAUGGUGCCAGUCAUUGAAGGCUUGUUGGAACGUGGCCACAACGUGACCUUUAUCUUGCCCAAUAGCCCGGAAGCACACCAGUGGUUUCCCGAAGGUAUAGGCCAUGCACAUCUUCUGCAUUUGGGACCUGAAGACUCAACCUUUGAAUCUUUCAAGAUACCAGAUAUGAAGAAUUUGCCGUGGUACAAAAAGAUUGCUGCGUGGGCUGACAUUCUGUGGAAUUAUCGUCGCAUGUUGGACAAGCCCUUCUUUGGCAUGGUUGAGGACUUCCGCAGUCUGAUUCAGCAGAAUCGUUUCGACGUGGCCUUCUCCUUCGCCAUGGCCUUGGGAUGCAACCAGAUUCUGGCGACCAGUGGUAUCCCUUGGAUUGGCUUCAUGAGCGUUCCACCGUACCCUGAGUUUGUGAUUCAGGACACUGAUCUCUUGUGCAACUAUCCCAACAUGGCGAAUCCCCGAAGCCUUCGAGAGCUGAAAGACUCACGGAGGCUCCGAGUGCAGAAUCGCAUUGAGUGCAAGCUCCUGCAUGCCUACACACUAUUUGCCACUUGGACUGUGAACGGUGUCCUGAGAGAUCGCGGAUUCGGCACUGUGCAACACUUCUCCAAUCUCCUGCUACAAGCACCGCUGAACAUCAUGCUGGGUGGGCCGCCCCUGUCCUUGCCUGUCCGAGUGCCUUCAAAGGUGCAAGUGGUGGGGACCAUGGAACUACCCAAGCCUCGAGCUCUACCCUUGCAGAUGGCCGAAUGGCUGGAAGCUGCGCGUUCGGCCUCUGAAGCGGUGGUCUAUGUCUCGAUGGGAACAAAGUACGAACUCACCAAUUCCAGCGGGCAGAACUUGCUUCUGAUGUUGCAGCGACUUCAGAGUUCCGGGCUACGUAUCUUAUGGUCCCUUCGGCCACAGCAGCAAGAGCUGCUACGCGAGUUCUUGCCAGCACCCAGCAGCUCCAUCCGUAUUGAGGCGUUCACGCCACAGCCAGAAGUUUUAGCUCAUCCGGCCGUGAAAAUGUUCCUCUCCCAUUGCGGUUGGGGAGGUGUUACAGACAGCCUCUCAGCAGGUGUUCCGACCUUGGCCUAUCCAUCUUUCUCGGACCAGAAGGGCAAUGCACAGCGCUUGUGCGAUGCAGGUGCUGCUCUCCUGGUGAUUCCAGACUUUGGAAACCUACCAGAGGUCGCAGCCCGCAUACUCCAGGAGCCGAGCUUCGCAGCCCAAGCGCAGCGACUCGGAGCAGCGCUGAAACGUUUGGGUGGUUUGAACCGAAGCUUGCAGCUCAUCGAGGCAGCUGCUGAGGGAAGGUAUUUGGAGCCUCCGCCCGAAAUCCGUCAAGCAAUGGAUCAGGUGGACCCAUUUCUUCACAGAACCCACGAGGUUGAGAUUGUGCCUCCAGCUGGACAGUUGGGACUUUGGAGAGCUCACAGCGUUUGCGUGCUUUUGCUUCUUGAUGAGCCUUUGCACUUGUUUAUGCUGCUACUUGGUGUGAAAACGUCUGAAGUGUUGCCUGUGGUGUUGCUGUCGUGCAUCAUGGUCGUCCCCCAAGCCGAGAAAGCCCAAAUCGAAGAUGGCGGGUGGCAAGAAGCUUCAGUGAUGCGCGCGGUGCGCAGCUGUGCGCAGUGCGCUGGAUAUGAAGAUGAAGAUCAUGACCUGAGAGCCUUACAGCGUCAUGGCCCUGUGGCAGGUCCUGGUCCGGAGGUCCACUUAUCCUCAUCCGAGCCAAUGCAGCAGAGCUGUCCAGAAAAUCCCAGGCCCUCGGUGAUCACAGUGCCACCUUUGCCGAGCUGCCUUGCUAAGGAGCCGGACCCGGCGUCGGUGCCCCAAAGUGUGCGCCAAGGUGCAGAGGUGGCCAUGGGUCCCAGCGACACUAGCCCAAAGGGAGCUUCCACAGAGCGUACUCCUGUCUCUUCCCAACGAUCCAGCCGGGGAGGUUCAGAUCCCAAAGAAAGGUGGACCACCCCUGUGAGACGUUUGGAUGCCUCCUUGCCCACAGAGGACCUUUGUCCCUCCUGUGGUGCCAAUGUCCCAAGCGAUGCCAUUUAUUGUCGAAGAUGCGGAACUCGCUGCAAGGAUGCAGCAAGUGUUGCGGCCGUGAAGACGGAGCUGCCAGCACCACUCAUCCAGGCAAAGCGUUUGGAGUCGGUCCAAGGUCCCGCAGUCAGCCCCUUGACGCUGCCUGUUGGUGCUUUGGGCGUCAAGACGACCUCAGGCACGGCGGCUUCCGCUGCAGCUAACACCAUGGGCACCAUGGGUAACAUGGGUACCAUGGGCACCGUGGCCCCUGCAACUUCAAGCCUGACUUGGAGGGCAUCGUCGCCGCCGUGGACGCCGUGGACGCCUGGCUAUCAGCCACAGGUUGCUACGGUGGCUGGAAGGAUGUCCCUCCCAAGGACGGUAGCGCCGGUAGCGCAAGGGACAGGCCUUGGCUUUACACCGCAAACGAUGCCACCCAUGCCAGGUCGAAGCUUUACAUAG
Cladocopium goreaui is the source of this 2577-nucleotide messenger RNA. The record is from the annotation of a GenBank genome assembly. NCBI's taxonomy places the organism in Eukaryota, Dinophyceae, Suessiales, Symbiodiniaceae.